This is a messenger RNA of Hirundo rustica (Barn swallow), 3313 nucleotides long. RefSeq names its product pseudouridine synthase 7 (gene PUS7). Gene Ontology annotation, biological process: pseudouridine synthesis. Gene Ontology annotation, molecular function: RNA binding; pseudouridine synthase activity. The record is from RefSeq and is a predicted model, not a curated record. The transcript has 17 exons. The coding region runs from base 884 to 2725 and encodes 613 amino acids. Lineage: Eukaryota; Metazoa; Chordata; Aves; Passeriformes; Hirundinidae. Gene Ontology annotation, cellular component: nucleus.
CGCCCUCUCCCCGGUCGCCUUUCAAUCCCACGUGCCUCGUCUCAUGAGGAAGCCGCUUCGUACCCAGCGCCGCCGUGCUCCGGCUCUGUUACUUAGUGCCCUGCGGCCCCUGCCGUGCCUGCUCGGCAGGGACCGCGCCAGGAGUUGUAAACUCAGUCUCCGUUAAUUCAUUGCGAUUGAUGUUUAUGCAGAUAGUGGCUUUUAUGGAACGCCUUUUAGGAAAAGGCCCGAGACAGUUGAGCGGUUGUAAUAAGCGCCUCUCACUAGCAAUCUGCACAAGCAAGGCAGUGUGUGCCUCCUCAACUCGUUUCAGCGUUCUCCUUCGAGCAGUUAUCCUGCAGAAUUUAUCCCUGAUGAUGGCUGCUGUUGGGCACAGGAUAGUACUUUGUGGCGUGUGAGUCACUCUUCUGCUGUGAGAAUAGACUCUGGCAACUUUGGAGUGUUUAUGCUUGACAUGGAAUUCUUCUAACAGUUUGUAUAACUCAAAAACUAGGUAUUACAGUGCUAUGUAAGAAGAAUGAGAUUUCUUUUGUUACUACCUUUGGCAGGUGUCUCAGAGGAUUUCACUGUGCUCAGUGCUGUUUUGUUCGCUAUGUGAAGAUACUCACAAGCCAUCUAAAAGCCUUUUCCACUUCAGUGCUUUAUAACCCAGCCUCUGUGAAUGUUGGUACAUGGGAAGAGAAUCUGGAAAUAACGGUGAAUUGCUUCACUUGGCUAUGACUUUUAUUUAUUACUCCUCUUGAAAGAAGAAUUUUAUGAACUUUUAUCUGAAGACAGGUGCUUUCAGCUUGAAGAUCUGAAGGCAGUGGUUCUGCUGACACAAAGGUGGCAGCUCUGAGCCCUAUUCCACCAGUGGCUUCCUAUCCUACCCUGUGCCUUAAACAUGGAAACUGUAGAAAUUAAUAGUGUAUCCUUGAAACGUCCUCGCCCUGAGGAUGAUGUGGCCAGUGCAGAUGAAAUUAAAAGACAGAAGAUCGUGGAGAAGUCUAAGGCAGGGAAUGACUCUGGGCAGAGUAUUGAGACUAUAACAGAACAACCUGAGGACAUGAAAAGUGAAAUAAUCCCCAAUGAGGAAAGUGAGGAGCAGGAAGAAGAGGAACUAGAGGGCAGUGAUGAAGAUGGAGAUCCAGAGAGCUUUGCAGACAUGAUGAAGCAUGGACUGACAGAAAGCGAUGUUGGCAUAACUAAAUUUGUUAGCUCUCAUAAAGGGUUUUCUGGAAUCUUAAAAGAAAGAUAUUCAGACUUUGUUGUCCAUGAAAUAGGCAAAGAUGGACGUGUGAGCCAUUUAGAUGACUUUUCUGUUCCAGUGGAUGAUGAGGUAAAUUUUGAGGACCCAUCAGAAGAAACAUUUACAGUUUUGUCAGAUGAGGACAAGCAGCGUUUGGAGGAGCUCCAGCUUUUUAAGAAUAAGGAAACUAAUGUUGCCAUAGAGGUAAUUGAAGACACCAAAGAAAAAAGAACCAUCAUCCAUCAGGCUGUGAAGUCCUUGUUUCCAGGGCUGGAGACUAAAACAGAAGAUCGAGAUGGAAAGAAAUACAUUAUUGCUUAUCAUGCUGCUGGGAAAAAAGCAUUAGCAAAUCCAAGAAAGCACUCUUGGCCAAAAUCUAGGGGAAGUUACUGCCAUUUUGUACUGUACAAGGAGAACAAGGACACUAUGGAUGCCAUUAAUGUCCUCUCCAAAUUUUUAAGAGUGAAGCCAAACAUAUUUUCCUACAUGGGAACUAAGGAUAAAAGGGCUAUAACAGUUCAAGAGAUCGCUGUUCUCAGAAUCACUGCACAGAGACUUGCUCAUUUGAAUAAAUGUUUGAUGAACUUCAAAUUAGGAAAUUUCAGUUACAAGAACCAUCCACUGAAAUUGGGAGAACUGCAAGGGAACCAUUUCACUGUUGUUCUCAGAAACAUAACAGGAACGGAUGACCAGAUAGAGCAAGCAAUGCAUUCACUCAGGGAAAUUGGAUUCAUUAAUUACUAUGGAAUGCAAAGAUUUGGAACCACAGCUGUUCCUACUUAUCAAAUUGGCAGGGCUAUUCUACAGAACAACUGGCAUGAAGUAAUGGAUUUGAUACUAAAACCACGACCAGGAGCUGAAAAGGGAUACUUAGUCAAAUGCAGAGAAGAAUGGGCAAAGACUAAAGAUCCAGCAGCAGCCCUCAAGAAACUACCUGUAAAAAGCUACCAGAGUUAUGUGUGGAAUAAUAUGGUGAGCAAAAGAAUAGAAGAAUACGGGCUUAGAGCUGUACCAGGAGAUCUCAUCCUUAAAGGAGCCACAGCUGUUCACAUUGAAGAAGAUGAUGUUGAUAACUACACUAUCCAUGAUGUAGUGAUGCCAUUGCCUGGAUUUGAUGUUAUUUAUCCAAAGCAUAAAAUUGGUGAGGCCUACAAGGAGAUGCUGGUAGCUGACAACCUUGAUAUCAACAACAUGAGGCAUAAAAUCAGAGAUUACUCACUUUCUGGAGCAUACAGAAAGAUUAUAAUUCGGCCUCAGAAUGUCAAUUGGGAAGUUGUUGCAUAUGAUGAUCCUAAAAUCCCAUUAUUUACUACGGAUUUGGAUAAACUGGAAGGAAAACCAUUACCUGUUCUCCCUACAGAUGGCAAAUUCAGGGCACUAAAGAUGGAGUUCUCCCUUCCCCCAUCCACUUACGCUACCAUGGCGAUUCGAGAAGUUUUGAAAAUGGACACCAGCAUAAAAAACCAGACACAACUGAAUACUACCUGGUUGCGCUGAAUGAACUGCAAAACUACUUAAUUUUAACGAACAAAGUGUUUUCUUAUUUACAUGUUCUGUACAAAUCUUCAAAGAGUCACAGUAAGAGAUUUGUAUUUUUUUAAGUUUUUUUAGUGCUAGCAUUUAACUUCAGUAGUCCUUUGCAAGAUGGUGACUGUAAUAUAAUACAGAUUUUAGUGACUGGUGCUUUUUACUGAAUGAGUAAGUUGCUUGAGCUGUAACAUGGGUGCAUUUUUAGAAUUGAGCUUAGAAUGGCGUCAGACCUGCAAGAAUGUUUAGCUUGCUUUUUUGUGCAAGCACUGAAUGUUUUCAUGAGUUCAGCCCACCUUGAAGUCUUUUCAAAUACAAUGAAUUACAUGGAGAAAGAUGGAUUACAACAAAAUUAAGAUACUGAUGAACACAGGAGUUGCUGGAGUUUUGCUGGUAGCAUUUGCACUGAUGCGGUAGCGGAUUCUGUUAGCAAGGCUUUUGUGUGCUGUAAAGCUCUUUUAAAUAUUUUGACUUUUCACUGAGAAAAUACUUGUAUUUUCCAACUAAUGCCUGUACCAAAGAACAGGUACUAAAAAUAAAUCUAACCUGAAACUCUGA